CGACGACACACUUAUUCAUUCACGCAGACACGUGGAUAUGUAUGUAAUGGGUCAGUCAAUCGCUGCAUUGCAUUGCAUGUACGACGGUGUCAUGAUGCAUUGGCAAGGGGGAACACGUGGCCAGACGGACGCAGAACUGCUCGACGCACACACAGCACGGUGCUGCAACCCCCUGCAGGCCUGCUAUUCACACAAGUGCUUUGUACAAACCGCACAGACGUACAGCGACGGUAAUCGUGUGUGUUGUGCCCGUGCCAGCAUGUGUCGACCAGGAGAUCGCCGAGAAGAAGCACUUGUCAGGGGAGGCGUGCUCCUCCUCCCCUUCCAAAUGCUGCAUGUCGGCGAUCGGCAGGUCGACACAACUGCUCGCCUCGAUGCACUCACAACUCAACCAGAAAAUGACACACUGUCUGAAGAUACAGGAAACCGUGUGCGCCAUUCUCCGAUGCCUCUGCUGCAUUUUUGGUCAUUGUCGGUGGCUCUGUCUGGCAACCUCAUUAGAGAGAGAGACGAGGCAGCCUCCAAUGCUCCACUUACGAACAGCCCCCCCCACAAAGGCCAAGAGGAACGAGCGACUCUCUGCGACAAAAAGACCGACCCACGAGUGUCGGGGUGACACAUGCAGAGACGAACGCUACAAGAGCAGUAGUCAGGUGAGGCAUACAAAGAUGCAGCUAUGGUACAGAGCUGGCGCACGCACAGGCAGAGGGGCGGGCAGCGCAGCUAAUUCGAUGGAUCGAUGCACUCAGGUAGGUAUGUAAGGCGAACGAGCUAACAACAAAACAAACAAGACCGCAUCGAUGCGCUGACGCGUCCGUCCGGCUGUACAAAUCGAUCCGUCAAUGCGGCAGGCAGGCAGGCAGGCGAGUACGCAGCGCAUGUUGCACAUGACCACGCAGUAAUGCAGGAAUACAAUACAACUGCACUGCGACAGAACCCCCGGCCCAUAUAGAUCGCUCAUGCAGGUUCCUGGGCCUUCUUGCGUUCCCGCAUAGGCUGCGUGUCGGCCAGUGGCUUCUCGCGCACAACCGCGUCAUACUCCGUCCCUGCACACGACCAAAGCGGCCACAUACAAGGAGUCGACAAUUCGUGGCUGUACUAUGCGUGUUUGCGUACCUAGGAGGGCGACCUUGAGAGUGGUGUUGGGCUGGUGUACCCUUGAGUACCCGAACGCGAUGCUCUUGCCCAGGGUGUGACCGUAUCCACCUGCAAGACAUGCACAGAUGGAUGAGGGACGUGAUAUGGCUGGCUGUUGUGGGCGUUCGUUGUGAGGUCGACACGCACCUGAUGUGGUGUAGCCCACGAGUUCACCGUUGUGAUAGAGGGGCUCAUUGCCAACAGAGUCCACCCUGUCUGCAUCGGUGCCCUGCACGUCCAGGUACACAAACAUCUCACCAACUCCCCUGGACCUGCACACACGAGAGCCGCAGACACACACGGAUCUUCAGAUUGACGCUUUCACACGUGCUCAUUCAGCUCACUUUUUCUGGAGCAGUGCGUCCUUUCCGAUGAAGUCCUUGUCGAACUUGAUGAAGGGGUCCAUGCGUGCCUGCAGGGGCGAGUGGUCCCUCAGCAUGUCCUUGCCGAACACCUUGAAGCCCUUCUCGAGCCGAAAAGAGUUCUGCGCGUACGCGCCGAAGUCCACCAGCUUCGGGUGAUCCCUCUUGAGCAAAUCGUACAAAGCAGCUGACGUGAUGAACGGGGACACAUGGCCAUGUGGGGGCGCUCGCUGAUGUCGUGGUGCACUGUGUGUGUACCUUGGUGUUCCUUGAGGUGGUGCAGCUCCCAUCCGAGCUCGCCAGUGAACGACACCCGAAUGGCGCGGACGGGGACGCCACCUGCACGCAAAUACAACAGACAGGUAGGGCUGUGUCGAAUGCCGUUUCGGCGUGCGUGUGGGUGUGUGCGUGUGCUCACCGAGUGUGUCCUCUUUGCAUUGCAUGAACUUGAAGUUGGCGGCGUCGAAGGCCUCGGGGUGGUCGGCGACACUCUGCAACACCUCCCUGGACUUGGGGCCGACCACAGCUGCAUACAGACAUUCAUACAGCAAGUGGUAACCAGUGCAAGGACAUCAUGAUUGUCACAGCUCUUACCGAGGACGCACAUAUUGUCCGUGACGCUCUCGAUCCGCAGGUCUGCAGGCAGGCAUGGUUAGAACACCACACGCCGCCUCAGCUAUUAUGCGGAUGUCUAGGUGCGGAUCCAUGCUUACCUUUUUCGCAUUUGAGUCGGUCGGCUUGUGUCUGCAGCCACCUCAGGUCAUGGCCCUCGGCGUCGCUGCCAGAGAUGAGGUAGAAGGACGUCUCGCCCGUACGCACACACGUCACCUCGCUGUGGAUCUUGCCCUGAAGGCAUGGCAGGCGCAUCAAUUAGAUGGAUGUACGGUGUCGAACUGUCAGUCAGUACCUUGGGCGUGAUCAUGUGGCUGAGGUUGCCCCUGCCCUCCUUGGGCAGCCGAUUGGCCAGCACCUUGUCCAGGAAGGCAGCUGCACCGCGGCCCUCGACGACAAACUUGGCAAACGCGCUCACGUCAGCUAUGCCUGAAUGACGGACGACAGAGAAGAUGGGUGGCCGCAUUCUUCUCUUGGUGUCAUUCUGUCAUUUCGCCUCUCACCAGCGUAGGCGUUGAUGCCCUGCACUUCCCGUGCGACUGCCUCGUGCCUGCAACAAAAACGCCGCAUGUGCAUUUGAUGCUGCUUCCGCCGUGUGUGGUCUUUUCGCUUAACCAGUUAGUUCGGCGGAAGGAUGGCUCGUAGUUGUGUCCCUCCUGCGUGUCGAACCAGUUGGGCGUCUCCCACCCGCUGUGGAAACCAAACUGGGCACCCUGCUUCUUCAGACGCUGCACCAACACACACAGACAAACACAGAUGAGGCAUUUUGCCUUCCAGUGUCUUGUCUUGUGCGUCGACGUGACUGACCUCGUAGAUGGGUGUGGUGCGCUCGGGCAGAGGCCUCCCGGCCAUGCGCUCCUCAUUGGGAUAGACAAUGAUGUUGUUGAAGCCGUACGUCUCGCGAAUCUUGGCGUCGGUGAAGGCAGGCGUCGUCCUGACACGGAGGGAGGGACAAAGACAGACAGCAACAGGUGGGCCACAAUACUGCUCCUCUGUCCUUGGCUUGCUUACCAGUCGCCAUAUCGAGUGGGGUCGGUCUCGAACAGCUGCAGGACAAUGACAAGCCCAUGCGCAACCAGCCCCUUGUCUGCACGUGAUAUACCCUGUGUGUGCAUACUGACUGACCUCGUAUGGCGGCUCGCCCUGCAGGAUCCAGUCGACCAGGUACUUGCCGGCACCGGGGCCGUGUGCGAUGCCGUAGCUGAAGCCACAGGCCGCAUAGUAGUUUUUCUUAUUGGGAACCUGCACGACACAAUCAACCGUGACUCAUGCGCCUUUUGCUGUCUCGGUGCGGUUGUGAUGCGUUGCGUUGCGUACCGGUCCGAGGAGAGCGUUGCCGUCGGGUGGCCAUGAUACGGGGCCGUUGACAAUGGCCUUGAUGCCGGCCGUCUCGACCACCGGCACCAGCUCGGUGGCCCUCUCGAUGUGCGGCAGCAGCCGGUCAAGGUCACCAGGGAACAGCUCGGACGCGAAGUCCUUCGGCGGCCCCUCCUUCCAUUCCCGAUCCAUCGCCAUGCACAUGCUCUCCUUGCUCUCGUACGGACUGACAGGACAGACACACGAAGGGGAGAGAGACGACAGAUGGUUGGACAUCAGCAGCAAAGCAGAUUCUCCCACUGCACGUACCCGAUGAGGAUGCCGUCACGCUCCUGGCGGAGGUAGUACGAUCCUGAAGCCGACAAGACAUCCAUGGAUCUUGCUGUCCUGUGCAUCUUUGUCGUUGGGUCAAGGACUCACCAACAAGGUCUCUGAGGACGGGCAGUUGGUGUCCGGUGGUCUUCUGGUACUCAACCACCUCAGGGAUGCUCUCGGUGAUGAGAUACUGGUGCUGGAUAUGCUUCAACGGGUGGUACACAUCCGCCAUGUCCGCCACUCGGUCAGCCCACAAACCACCUGAGCAGCAGAUAGAAAGAAAGUGACCCAUCCGCCGUGUGCAAUUGUGUUUCGUUUUUCGUGUUGGAGGACCGACCGGCAUUGAUGAUAAAGUCGGCUUUGACGACGUGUUUGUCAACGAUGUCCCCGCCGCUGCCGCUGAGGAAGUUCACGGUGACGUCCCACUGGCCGUUGGGCAGCUGGUCGAGAUCCACCACUUCAGCAUGCUUGAAAAUGGUACCUGAUACAACACAUACACAUACACACACACACACACACGAAGCAGGAAGCAUCAAUAGCUCGCAUGUCAGUGGUCGUGUCUGUGAGUGGCUGAGUGAGUGAGUGACUUGACUGACCUCCCAUGGCCCUGGCCUCUUCAGCGAAUUUGUUGGUGAAGCUGGACGGGUCGAUGUGGCCGUCGCCGGGGUUGUAGACACCCGCCACCACGCCAUCGAGCUUGCACAGGGGAUGGAGCCGCCUGACCUCAUCGGGGCUGAUCAGGUGCUGGUCCUGAUGACAGCAAGACGGUGCAGAGGGCCGCAAGAGAGCCAUGGUGGUGGAUGGAUGGAUGGAUGGAUGGAUGGGGUGCAUGAGCGUUCUCCUGUCUGUCUGACCUGGUGCCAUAUCUUGCUCUUGCCCAUCUGGUAUUGCGUCUCGUCCAUCCUAUCGCCGGCCUCCAGCAGCCGAAUGCUCCCAGCUGAUGGAUCCACACAAGGAAUACCAUUGUGCAGCCAUGUCAUUGACCAAGUAUGAGCGUCUUACUCUCGUGGAAACCGAGUGGCGUGCCUUCGCUCUGCCAUUUCUUGGCCAUUUGCUGCACACAGACACACACCGGACAGCCCCUCAUUCAGCCACAGGUCUGCUGCUGAGUGCUGCCUUGUCUGUCUGUCUGUCUGUCCUGCUGACCACUCCAUAUUUGUGCCAGUUUCUGAGGUUGUUGCCCCCAUGAUAGUACUGAGCGAACGACACACACCAGGGCACAGACACGACACGUAUCCAGAUGCACACCACGCCCCAUGAGUGGCGUCUUUGUGUGUUGACCCUUACCGUCACUAGUCCGGCUGCGUGCCAGGUCGACCCUACACCAUACAAACGCACAACACACACAGAAGGACGAAUCAACAUCGCUCACCAAAGGGUCACUCCAGACUCCUCUCCCCUACCUGCCGUCAGUUCGGCCUUCUCAAACAGCACUGCAUCCGUGACCCCAGCCAAACCAAGAUGAUACAACGUAGAUGCACCUGACAUGACACACCCAGCAAAAGCGAGUCACAUGCCCUCCAUCCCACCCCCCUCAUGUGUGGCUUCUCCUCACCUACAACGCCCCCUCCGAUGAUGCACGCCGAGUACUGCCGUGCUGGCGCCUUCCUGUCCGUCGCAAACCCACGAGUAGUGCAUGCCGCUCUGCAGCUGCGGUCACUGUAGAGGGAGCUGACUCCGCCCGAUGCAGCCGGCAAAGCGGUGCGAACGAGGGACGACUGACACUGGCGCGCGAACGGGAUCACCACGGACUGCAUGAUCUAGGACAGUGAUGGGGGUGACUCACGCGGAGAGAUCGGGCGGAGAAAACGCGAGGGCUCCGGUCGAGAGUUGGAACCUCGGAGCAAUCACAAUACACGUAAGGCUGUAAGCAGAAUCACCCCUUCCCCCUCUUCCUCCC
Molecule: messenger RNA, 5643 nt
Organism: Vitrella brassicaformis
Lineage: Eukaryota; Vitrellaceae
Source: the annotation of a GenBank genome assembly